AAAGGGGGGGCGGAUGCUAAGGGAAUGGGCGAGAAGGAAAUGCAGGCCAUUUCUAAGAGAAAAGGGCUUCUAGAUGUGGAGGAGUUGAGAGCGGUGGAUCUAGGUCAGGUGGCUCUGCUGCUGGGAGCGAUUGAGGGGCUCAAGGAGGUUCAGGAUCUGCCGAAGCUGAUGAGCUGGCUUGGCGGCGUGUCGGAGGAGGGGGGUGGAGAGGUUGGCCCUGCUGGAGGGGGAUUGGGCGGCGAUGACGUGUCACUGGGCAGUGCUGAGGUGUCGCAGGUGCUGUAUGAGCUGGCGAUUGCGGAGGAGAGUGAGAAAGCUCUGGCGCUGCUGAGGUGGAUGGAGGGGAGAAGGGAGAGGGAGUGGGGGGAGAUGAGGUGGGACGGGUGGAGCAAGCUGGCGCCAUGGCCAUGGGGGCCAGCACAGUCGAAGCAGGAGCAGAAAGAGCAGCAAGAGCAGCAGGAGCAGCGGCUGCAACAGUCAGAGCAGCAGCACGAGACAGAGAUCAACCAAGCAAGCUCCAUCAGGCGUCCCACAAACCCCCCUCCACCACCUCCUCCUCCCAUCCCACCCCCCCCUCCCAUCCCCAUACCACAAUCCGUGUACUGCCAACUGAUCGGCGCGCUAGUGGGCACGGACAAGGGCCUGAGAGCCCUCGACGCGUUCCUCAAGAUGCGGAAGGGACAGGGCAAGGGGGAGCGGCCGUCCCUGGCGCUGUGCCACCUGGUGAUGAAAGGGUGCCUCAAGGAGGGCGGACGGGGGGGACUGGACGGGUGUGGAGUGAUGGUGGACGAGAUGACCAGGCUGGGCGGCAAGCUGAAGCCCACUGCGCUGACCUUCUCCUUCCUCAUCCGCGCACUGUUGCAAGAUGGGGACCUCAAGAGAGCCACAUACGUGAUCUUGAAGAGGAUGCAACGGCGGGGCCUGGUGCCGCGGCUGGAGGACGUGCAUGGAGUCAUCAAGGGGUGGCUAGGGACGGGAGGGGCGGCAGGGGUGACGGAAGCUAUGGCGAUUAUGGAUGCGAUGCUGGGGAUCACGGCGGAUGGAAGAAUAAAACUCAGUGCUUCUGUGAUGGUGCAACCCUCUGAGCUCACCUUCCGAAUGCUCAUCCUCGCCUUGUGCCGCGAGCGAAACCCUAGCAGGGCCCUCUUCUACCUCACGCGCAUGCUGGACGCCGGACUGAAGCCCGACAAGCAGCUCUUCCGUGCCUGCAUGCUCACACUCUCUGCACUAGGCAUCACCCGCGACGCCUUGGAGCUCUUCGAGCUGAUGCGGGAGAGAAGGGCCACGCGGGCGCUGAUAGACGCGGAUCUGUGCACGCUGCUGCUGGCAGCGCUGGGCAAGCGCGGGCUGCACCUCGAGAUGAAGCGAGUUGCUGCACUUAUGAGGAAGAUGUCGAUACCCCAUAGUGAGGAGUCGUACGCGCAGCUGAUCAUGGGGUAUGCACGGGCGGGCAUUGCUGGUUUUGGCACUGGUGCUUUUGCCUCACUUGGUGACGAUGUCGACAUUGAUAUUGUGCCGGCCGCAGCGAGGGACAGUGUGGCGGUGUGCAACGCGCUGGUGGUGGCGGAAUGCAAGAGCACGAAAGCGGAGGAGGCGAGGAGAAGUGGAGCAACGGUCACCCAGAAAGAGGAUGAUGCGGCAAUGGAGAAACAAAAGGAGGAAGAUGAGGAAGAGGAGGAAGCUGAAAAAACGGCAGAGGGCUAUGUGGAAAGGGAUUUGGAGGAGGAGCAGGAGGGAGGGGAGGAGGAGGAAGAGGAGGAGGAGGUGAG
Messenger RNA from Closterium sp. NIES-67, 1769 nucleotides. NCBI's taxonomy places the organism in Eukaryota, Viridiplantae, Streptophyta, Zygnematophyceae, Desmidiales, Closteriaceae. The record is from the annotation of a GenBank genome assembly.